AUGCAGAAGUUUAAAGACAAAAAAACAGAAGUUCUAAAAUGUGUAGUAGUCGGCGAUGGAGCUGUCGGGAAAACAUGUAUGCUUAUAAGCUACGCCAUGAACAAGUUCCCAACUGACCACGUACCGACUGUGUUCGACAAUUAUGCAGUAAAUACAACCAUAGAUGAAAACACGCAUGUACUUCAGCUAUUUGAUACAGCAGGUCAAGAAGAGUAUGACCGCCUCCGUAUUUUGAUGUAUCCGUUAACGGACGUAUUCCUGGUGUGCUUCUCAGUUAUGAGUUCAAUCUCUUUUGAGAAUAUAGAAGAAACUUGGGUGCCGGAAAUUAAGCACCACUGCCCAAACACGCCGUUCGUCCUCAUAGGUACACAGACCGACAGAAGAGUUGACUAUGUGACGGGUGUCUAUCAGGACAAACCCAUCACGUUUGAGCAAGGUGUCAAAGCAGCACAGUCAGUAGGUGCCGAGACGUAUGUUGAGUGUUCGGCUCUCACACAAGAGGGACUUAAACAUGUAUUCGAUGAAACUGUCCUGACGGUGUUGAAUUCGAGAAAGAAAAAACGAUAUCAUAGAAGAUUGAAAAUUGGUUGCAUCGACUUGAACUGUUUCAAAUAA
Messenger RNA from Saccoglossus kowalevskii, 615 nucleotides. Its product is annotated as cdc42 homolog. The record is from RefSeq and is a predicted model, not a curated record. NCBI's taxonomy places the organism in Eukaryota, Metazoa, Hemichordata, Enteropneusta, Harrimaniidae. Gene Ontology annotation, molecular function: GTP binding; GTPase activity. Gene Ontology annotation, biological process: small GTPase-mediated signal transduction.